CACCAACUUUCGCGAGAGACCGCCCGAUUCUCUGUGACUGUUUACUUUUGCGUGUGUCGUCUCCUCCAAGUGACAGCCCUUCAGCCCUCAGAACAGAUAUCUCCCCCACGCGCCUCGAUCCCUUCCAUCCAACAUGGCCGACGCAGACAGCAAGCUCAAGGACCUCUCCAUUUCCGAGACCAAGAAGAAGAAGGACGGCAACCCCACCAAGGCUCCCAAGAAGCCUCAGCAGCCCAAGAAGAAGAUCGAGGGCAAAGAGCUCAUUGGCAUUGAUGUCGCGAAGGAGGCCGAUCUUGGAGAAUGGUACCAGCAGGUUAUCACAAAGGGUCAAAUGAUCUCUUACUAUGAUGUCGCUGGAUGCUAUAUUCUUGAGCCUUCUUCAUACGCCAUCUGGGAGAACAUCAAGGCUUGGUUCGACAACCAGAUCAAGACCCUCAAAGUCCGAAAUGCCUACUUCCCCAUCUUCAUUUCUGCCGACAACCUCGAGCGUGAGAAGGAGCAUGUCGAAGGCUUCGCUGCUGAGGUGGCAUGGGUUACACAGGGAGGAAAGUCAAAGCUUGACAAGCCUGUUGCUGUCCGCCCUACCAGUGAAACCGCUAUGUACCCCUACUUCGCCCGCAAGAUCCAGUCGCAUCGUGAUCUUCCCCUGAAACUUAACCAGUGGAACAACGUUGUGCGAUGGGAGUUCAAGCACCCCAUGCCCUUCAUCCGAUCUCGAGAGUUCUUGUGGCAAGAAGGCCACACCGCACAUCUUACCAAGGAGGAGGCCGGAGCUGAGGUCCGCCAAAUUCUGGACUGGUACAGCGAUAUCUACCAGGAGCUCCUCGCCACCCCCGUCAUCAAGGGUCAGAAGACUGAGAACGAGAAGUUCCCCGGUGCUGACUACACAACUACCAUCGAGGGAUUCAUCCCCGCCACUGGCCGAGGUAUCCAAGCAGCAACCUCCCAUUGUCUCGGACAGCAUUUCUCGAAGAUGUUCAACAUCACCGUUGAGGACCCCAAUGCCAAGGAGACUGGCAAGUCUGAGAAGAUCCAUGUCUGGCAAAACUCUUGGGGCUUAACCACCCGUUCCAUCGGUGUCAUGAUCCUCACCCACGGUGACAACCGCGGUCUUGUCAUUCCUCCUAGAGUCGCAGAGAUCCAGGUCAUUGUCAUUCCCGUCGGUGUUACCGCAAAGACCACCCCCGAGGCCAAGGAGGACCUCUACAAGAAGGUCCAAUCCAUCACUGACGACCUUAGGUCCGUCGGUGUCCGUGCCGAGACCGACUACCGCGAGGGCUACAGCCCCGGCUGGAAGUUCAACGACUGGGAGCUCAAGGGUAUCCCUCUGCGAAUCGAGUUCGGACCUAAGGACGCCGAGAAGGGUCAGGUCACCACCAGCCGUCGUGAUGUCGCCAACAAGGACGAGGCACGUGGCGAGAUCAAGGUCGACGAUCUCAAGGAUGCAGUCCCCAAGCUCCUCGAGCAGAUCCAGACCGAUAUGUUCAACCGCGCCGACGCCGAGUUCCGCAACCACCGCAAGCAGCUCACCAACUGGGACGACUUCGUCCCCACCCUCAAUGGAAAGAACGUCGUCCUUGUACCCCACUGCGAGGGCGAGAAGUGUGAGGACGAGAUCAAGGACAAGAGCGCGCGUAAGGCGCUUGGCGAUGAUGUCGCUGAGGACUCUAAGGCUCCUGCUAUGGGUGCUAAGAGUUUGUGCAUUCCCUUCGACCAGCCUGAGGGCAUCGUCAAGGGCGAGACCAAGUGCAUCAACCCCGACUGCAAGGACUUCGCCAAGUCCUGGAUCCUGUUCGGCAGGAGCUACUAGACGUCUGGCUUACAGUGCGGCCAGUUGUAUGUCUUUCCUAACUAUCUCUGUGUGUAGGUGUUGCUGUCGGGUAUGGAGUUCGGAAGGAUGGGAUGACGGAAAGUGGGCAUCCAACAGUGAAUCAAAUCAAAUCAACAGCACAUCAGAUCA
Aaosphaeria arxii CBS 175.79 is the source of this 1960-nucleotide messenger RNA. RefSeq names its product prolyl-tRNA synthetase. The record is from RefSeq and is a predicted model, not a curated record. Bases 134 to 1810 code for a protein of 558 amino acids. The transcript has 13 exons. Gene Ontology annotation, molecular function: ATP binding; proline-tRNA ligase activity. NCBI's taxonomy places the organism in Eukaryota, Fungi, Ascomycota, Dothideomycetes, Pleosporales. Gene Ontology annotation, biological process: prolyl-tRNA aminoacylation. Gene Ontology annotation, cellular component: cytoplasm; aminoacyl-tRNA synthetase multienzyme complex.